Molecule: messenger RNA, 561 nt
Organism: Neoarthrinium moseri
Lineage: Eukaryota; Fungi; Ascomycota; Sordariomycetes; Amphisphaeriales; Apiosporaceae
Exons: 1
Coding region: 1-561 (186 amino acids)
Source: RefSeq, a predicted model, not a curated record
AUGGGUUUAAAGCAAACGCUCAAGCGUCUGGCGUCAGUCCGCGGUGGACACCGGAAAACGGCUUCAGACCACGACAUGGACGGGGAGACUCUGGUUAUAGACAGCAUAGAGCAGCCCAUUGUUGAGGACGAACCUACAUCAUUCCAUGGUUCCGAAGAGCCACAGAGGGAUGUGUUCGAUCCCGACACCGAACGUCCGCGGCCUAUCAAGCCAACCGGAAAGCGCAAGCCAUCCAAUGCCGCGCAACUCAGACAGAGUCGGCAGAAGAGGCGGGAGAAGGACCAGGAGCCCUCGCCGACCGACUACUUGUAUUUCGGCGAGGGAGUUCGCUCGCCCACAAGAGCUGCCUCGACCACGCACAAGGGCGACACCCGGAGUUCCGGGGCAAACUCUAACCCAGCGGUGCCAAGUAUUGUCGUUACUGGGACGGACAGCAGCGGCUUUCUCAAUAGCGGCAUGACUAGCAACAACCAGCAGAUGGGUUACCAGAACUUGACACAUGGCGGGUCACUUCAGUAUGAUUACGCUGGCGUACAAGCGCCGAACACAGGGGUGCCUUGA